UCCCGAGUCCAAUUGAAUUGAAAUGCGAUCUGGUUGAGUCAGUCGAGCCUGGAAGUCGAACGGGAUCACAACGAAAAUUAUAAAGCGCGUUUCGAGAAACAUAAUUGUGUAGUUGCUAUCAGCAUCGGUGCAAUAAAGAAAAUAUAUUAAAUUUAAAAUAUUAUAAAACGAAAAUCGAAGAUGGCCAAGUGGCUCCUGGGCCUCUGGCUUGCGAUCCUGCUAGUGGAUCGACCCGGGGUUAUAGCUUAUCGAUCUGGCAGCGGCUACCGGAGCGAGCAGUCGGAACCAGUCGGCUUAUCAGCGGGGCACUCGAGUUACGGCAGUGACCAACAGCAGCCCAUUUAUCAGCGGGAUUCGCCGUGUCCGCCGCAUUUUACGGGUCUGGUUGCGUAUCCCCACGACUGUCAUCGCUAUGUGAACUGCUACGGUGGCAGCCCCACCAUUCAGACAUGCUCACCUGGAACGCUGUUCAAUGGCAGAACCCUGGUCUGCGAUCAUCCCAGCAAUGUGGUUUGCCCCUCAGCGCAACCAGAAUCAACUCGCCUAGGACGUCUGAGCCAGUUCGAUAGCAAACCGAAGUGUCAAGCCGGAAUGAAUGGAUUGCAACCGCAUCCGACGGAUUGCACCAAGUUCCUGAACUGUGCCAAUGGUCAGGCCUUCGUGAUGGACUGCGCGCCAGGAACUGCCUUUAGUGUAGCAUCGCUCGUUUGUGUGCACAAGGAUAUUGCCAAAUGUGGAACUGGAGCUGGUGCUGAAGCUAAAGCUGGAGCUGGAGAAAGACCCUCUGGCCACGGCUAUCCGGCGAUGCCUUUGGACGACUUGGGUUGUCCAUCCGGCUUUCGUGGCCUUCGACCACAUCCCCAUGACCUGCACAAGUACUUGCGAUGCGGCAUUGGUGUUAAUCCUCAGGUGGAGCAGUGUCCGCAGGGAAUGAUCUUUCAAGGCUCCACUUUGGUAUGUGUGUUUUCUGACUCCUCUCGGACCGCCACUUCCUCCUUUACCUCUGCUGAGAUUCAGGUCAACUAUCUCCUAUGUCCAGUGGGAGCAGUUGGCCUGUUUGUUCACCCCUUCGAUCAGACCAAGUUCCUUAGUUGUAAGGAUGGUAAGGUGGCUGUGCAAAGCUGCCAGCCCAAUUAUGUGUUCAGCAUAUCGAGGGGCUACUGCCAGCUGAAAGCACAGUUGUCCUUCAGCGACUAUGUGACUUUAAUUAUUUCUGAAGUCACCUAUGAGUAUUCAUUGAUCUUAAAUGAAUGCCCUGGAAAUAUCAACGGCAACUUUUUGUAUCCCUAUGAUGCUGAAAAGUAUGUCCAGUGCUCGCCUGGUGGUAAGAUGUCCAUCCUAAGCUGUGGCCCACAGAUGGCCUUCAGUGUAUCCCAAAGGUCUUGUCUUCCUCGUGCUCAAGUGCACAGUACCGAUCGUGUGAAGUUCUGGGAGGAAAUCCAAGUUCAGACUACGUUCACUUCCCAAAUCAGUCAGUCAGGGCAGCUUCAAGGUCAGUUGUCUUCACUUCGAUCGUGCCCAUCCAGUGUCCAGAAGAACUACCCCUAUCCAUUCCAUGCUGGCCACUACGUGAAGUGCCAGAAUGGAGUAUUACACAUUGUCAGUUGUCCUUCUGGAACGGUUUACAGCCUAUCCCAGCGACAGUGUGUGACCCGUUACUUUCUCACUGCCCAUGACUACUUGGAUUACUCAUAUAUCAGUUCUGAAGGUUCAACUGAAUUUAUCCUUGACCGAUCAACUCUAACUUGUCCUCCCCAAAUCCAAGGAUACUAUCUGCAUCCCUUUGAUUGCACGAAGUAUGUCAGGUGCUGGAAUCAGCAGACCUUUAUUGAGAGCUGCACCCCGGGAGAAAUCUUCAGCUUCUCCAAUCAGAAAUGCGUUCCCAAGGAUCAAUGCAAGGGUCCAAACGAUCAUGUGGAAUAUUUGAUCGAUGGACCAGAUUCUCAAAGGAGCUUGGAUAUAAGUGAAGAUAUUACCUGCCCACCUGGGUCCUCUGGACUUCAGGCCCAUCCAUUUGAUUGCACAAAGUUCUUGGAAUGUGCAAAUGGACAGACUUUCGUACAGAAUUGUGGGCCGGGAACUGCUUUCAGCACUGUCAUUAACAGUUGUGAUUUUGCCAAUAAGGUGGACUGCAGUGGAAGAAAAUCUCUACCCGGUCAGAAUCCAGAUUCACCAACUAACCAAGUACCUAGCUACUCAACAAAACCAUCGGAUACUCGUCCACCACCACAGGCAUCCAACCCCUCUUACCCACCUGCCGAGCACCUCACAGACCUUUUCUGUCCAUCUGGAGUGCAGGGUCAAUUUGUCCAUCCCUUCGACCAAACUAAGUAUCUCCUGUGUCAGACUGGUAAGGUGACGGUUCAAAGCUGCCAGCCUAACUAUGUGUUCAGCAUAUCAAGAGGCUACUGUCAAUUAAAAGCACAGUUGGCCUUUAACGACUAUGUGACUUUAAUUAUCUCCGAAGUCUCCUAUGGGUAUUCAUUGGUAUUAAGUAAUUGCCCUGGAAGUGCCAACGGCAUCUUUUUGUAUCCCUACGAUGCUGAGAAGUAUGUCCAGUGCUCGCCUGGUGGUAAGAUGUCCAUCCUAAGCUGUGGCCCACAGAUGGCCUUCAGUGUAUCCCAAAGGUCUUGUCUUCCUCGUGCUCAAGUGCACAGUUCCGAUCGUGUGAAGUUCUGGGAGGAAAUCCAAGUUCAGACUACUUUAACUUCCCAAAGCAGUCCGUCAGGUCAGCUCCAAGGCCAACUGUCUUCUCUCAGAGCAUGCCCACCCAACGUCUUGAAGAACUACCCCUAUCCAUUCCAUGCUGGCCACUAUGUAAAAUGCCAGUAUGGAGUAUUAGAGAUUGUCAGUUGUCCUAGUGGAACGGUUUACAGCCUAUCCCAGCGACAGUGUGUGACCCGUUACCUUCUCACUGCCCAUGACUACUUGGAUUACUCCUAUAUCAGUUCGGAAUUUUCAACUGAAUUUAUCCUUGACCGAUCAACUCUAACUUGUCCUCCCCAAACCCAAGGAUACUAUCUGCAUCCCUUUGAUUGCACGAAAUAUGUCAGGUGCUGGAAUCAGCAGACCUUUAUUGAGAGCUGCACCCCGGGAGAAAUCUUCAGCUUCUCCAAUCAGAAAUGCCUUCCCAAGGAUCAAUGUAAGGGUCCCAGCGAUCAUGUUGAAUAUUUGAUCGAUGGACCAGAUUCCCAAAAGAGCUUGGAUAUAAGUGAAAAUGUUACCUGCCCACCUGGAUCCUCUGGACUUCACGCCCAUCCAUUUGAUUGCACAAAGUUCUUAGAAUGUGCAAAUGGACAGACUUUCGUACAGAAAUGUGGACCGGGAACUGCUUUCAGCACUGUCAUUAACAGUUGUGACUUUGCCAAUAAGGUGGACUGCAAUGGAAGAAACUCUUUACCCGGUCAGAAUCCAGAUUCACCAACUAACCAAGUAGCUAGGUACCCAACAAAACCAUCGGAUACUCGUCCACCACCACAGUCGUCCAACCCCUUUUACCCACCUGCCGAGCACCUCACAGACCUUUUGUGUCCAUCUGGAGUGCAGGGUCAAUUUAUCCACCCCUUCGACCAAACAAAGUUUCUCCUGUGUCAGUCUGGUAAACUGGCGGUUCAAAGCUGCCAGCCAGGCUAUGUAUUCAGCAUAUCCAGGAGUAGCUGUCAGCUCAAGACCCAGUUGGUCUACAGCGACUAUGUGACGUAUAAAGUCUCUGUAAUAAGCAUCGAGCAGACUAUGAUGCUCUCUGCUUGCCCGGGUGGCACCGACGGCCUUCAUCUUUACCCCUACGAUGCUGGCAAAUAUGUGCGUUGUUCUGAUGGCGGCAAGAUGUCUAUUGAAAGUUGCGGAGAGCAAAUGGCCUUCAGUUUGUACCAGCGAGCUUGCCGACCAAGUCGCCUGGUGUCAAAGGAAGAUCGUGUCAAGUUCUGGGAGGAGAUAACUCAUACCACUCAGGACUUUCAGGUCUAUCAGUCCCCACUAAGGGGUUGCCCUCCCUCGCUGCAGGGGAACUACCCCUAUCCCUUCCACGCUGGCCUCUUUGUAAAGUGCCAAAAUGGACGUUUGCAGAUUGAGCGUUGUCCCCAGACAGAUUUUUACAGUUUACCCCAACGCCAGUGUGUUGCCCGUCAGUUUCUCUCCACCCAUGAUUACGUGUAUUAUACCUUGAACAUUGAUCAACUCUCGACUGACCCUAUUCAGGACCUUACAACGCUGGCUUGUCCUCCGCAAGCUGAGGGCUAUUACUUACAUCCUUUCGAUUGCACAAAGUAUCUGAUCUGCUCGUCAAAACAAACCCAUGUAGGAAGCUGUAAGCAAGGCGAAGUAUUCAGCAUAUCCCAGCAAAAGUGUGUCGUACGGGAUAAGAUAACCGAACCUUACGAUCGAGUGGAGUAUGUUGGGGACACUCAGCACGAAUUGAGCCCGGAAGCGGAUGAGGAACAGAAGCAACCAGAGCAGGGCAAUGGACUGUCGCCUGGAGGAGAAUCUUUUUCACCUGGAAGGUAUCAAACACCUAAUGAUUUGAGUUACCAGCCGCCCUAUCAAGGUAGUGGAGAUUACCAACGACCUUUGCAAACAAACGGAAAUUACCAGCCACAUUUCCCAACCGAUGAAGGUUACCGGCCACCAAUUAGUGGUGUACCCCAGUAUCCAGGGGGUGCAGAGCCCUCUGCCUCACCAAGUCCUUUGAUGUGCCCUGAAAAGGUUAGUGGCCUCUUUCCGAAUCCAUUUGACGCUACUGGCUAUCUGACCUGCCUGGAAGGUCACACGUUAACUAGGCAAUGCCAGCCCCUUGAUGUGUUCAGCGUUUCUCAAGGGUACUGCUUGCCAGAGCAGCUUGUCGCUAAAGCGGAUCGCGUCCCAUUUGAAAGAAGGCAAACCGAUCAGGAUAAUCCUUUGGCGUGUCCUAGAGGUUCUUUGGGCUUUUUUGUGUAUCCCUUUGACUGUUCGAAGUACCUGAGCUGCGGUUCCAACGGGAUGGAACUACGGAGUUGUCCGGGACAACAGCAUUAUAGUGUCUCGCUUGGAAUUUGCAAGCCCGUUGAUCAGGUGCUACGUGAAGACCGGUUGUAUACGCUCAGUGAAUUGCACAUAAUAUACGAGUGGACCCAGCGGAUGAAAAUUAAGGGCGCGGUUACUGUUUGUCCCGAGGGAAUAACUGGUACUCUGCCGCAUCCUAGGUUGCCCAGAAAAUACCUUCGAUGUGGACCAAGCCAGGCCGAAAUGUACGACUGCCCGGCUCACCACAUUUUCAGCGUAUCCCGAAGAGUGUGCGUCCUGGAUGAACAAGUUCCCAGUGACGAUCGCACCGAUUAUAUAGUUCGGGGUUCAUCUUCCAGUUGGAUUAUUCCCUCUAAUGACAAUCGCCAAGCCAAAUCUUAUCAGACUACUGGCACGGACCAGUUUGGUAACCGAUAUACAACCAGGACGACAACCACAACCCGGGUGAUUGGAGACCGCUGGUCGGAUAUGAACAUGCAGCGACCAUCAGGUGUUGGACUGGAACAAAACCCCCUUCAUCAUCAUCAGGGAUAUAACUCGGGCUGGUCUGGCCAGGAGACGUCCUACGUUCAGCGUCAACCUUCCCAGAACACUAUAUAUGUGGAGGGAUCACUGCAGCCGAACCGUAAUUAUCCUACCUAUAAUACUCCGUUGGCUCCCAUGGCACCCAGCCAGCCUGUUGAGGACAAGAAACCAGAGCACGAAAGUACAGUUCCAUCGCGACAAGGCUAUAGUCGCAGAAUUGAUCAUGGUUCACCUGGCAAUGGGUGGAAGCCCAUGCCACCACCGCCUCCAACUGGUGGACAAAAACCAUUAAAUCUAGACUACACACCCCAUUCUCCUGGUGCCAGGGAACCCCAACACCAACACCAACUCCAACCCCAAGAUCCUCUGCUCGGACAGAAGCCCAUUGACUUGGACUUUGAUGACCAACAAAAACCCGAAGAUCCCUAUAACGAACUGCAACCUCUUCCGGGAUCGCCACCCCGUUUCUAUCCAGAUCAAUUGCCCAGUGACUCAAAGCCGAUUGGUAGACAGCAACCAGUUGACUUGCACCAUGAUUCAGGUAAUUUCCCAGACCAGCAAAGGCCCUUAGAUCCUCACAAUAGCCUUCUGGGAUCGAAUGAUCCGCCGAGACAUAACCCCAACCCUGGCUUGCCUUUGUAUAAUGAAUCCAAUCUUUAUGGCGGUCUCUUACCUCCCAAACCAGAUCCCUCGGCUAAUCCAAGACCUACUCCUCCACCGAAUCCUUCAGCUUCCCAGACGCCAACGCCGCAAUUGGCUAACCGACUAAACACAUUUCCCGUUUAUCCACCUAUUGGUGAUCAAACCCCCCACCAAAACCCCCACUAUAGUCCUUCAUAUGCAGGAAUUGCCCAUUCUCGCAAUGCCUCUUGGGCAAAAGUCCCUGUGACAAGUACAACUCCACCCCAAGAUCCCGAUCCCUUUAAUCCUGAAAUGGAUGAACCAUUCUAUGACGAUGAUGACUUCACGACCACAACAGUGAGGCAGGCUUUGGUGCCACCUCCUUUUGAUCAUAAGUUCUAUAGUCCCCAGUCGCAGAUUGGUGUUAUUAGUAAGGAUAGAUCUGGCUUUGAUCCCAACUCCCAGGUGGCCAUGAAAGAGGCUCUCAAGCUAAUGCUGCGUCCCUAUUUCAAUCAUAGUGGGAACGCCCAAGAGAAACAAGCCAAGCUGACUGAAACAGCCAUAGUGUCUGUGAUUAGUAAACCUCCCACUUCUUCAACUACGCAAAAGACCACGACGACUACUUCUACGACACCUAAAACAGACCUUGACUCUGACGCCGAACUGAUUAAAGCGGGUGAACAGGAAAGCCUAGAUUCCGUUGACGACGACUAUGUUUUUCCAGAUGCCAGGGAGAUAUCCCGAACCGAGCAGACCCUAGAUCCCAGUACCACGUACACCUCGACUGACUUUCAAAGGAGCACCCGCAGGGCGGAGUUAGACCCGAAAACCCCAACCCCAACCACAACCACAAUCAGAAAUAAUUGGCUUGCGUCUGGUCACAAUCGUGACUAUCACCGACGUCAUCCAAAUCUACCCGAUCCGUUCUCCGAGCACCAUCCCAAUCCUUCUCCCCACCAUAACCACCAACACCACCGCCACCCCCAUGAACACAAACACCAUGAACAUAGUGCCGACUUCCAUCGUCGUCAUCCGGAGCUACCAAAUCCCUUUCCACCAAAGGAUGACAAUAACCAACAGCAGGAGGUUCUGGAUGAAGACUAUGAGCUGCUGGCCAAUCCCAAUGCUGAGGAAGUGACUCCAAAGCUAUCGUCACGUUCAAGUUUCGAUCAUCAAUGCGAUUUUGAUUGCGGUAAUGGCAAAUGUCUGAAGAAGGAGCAGGUCUGUAAUGGUCAGAAAAACUGCGAUAAUGGAAAGGACGAGGUUAACUGCCCGCCCUCGGACUAUGAGGUGCGUUUAACAGGAGGCGAAGGCCCACAUGCGGGUCGCAUCGAGGUCAAGGCUAAUGGCCAAUGGGGCUAUGUGUGUGAUGACAAGUUCGGUCUUAAGGAUGCUGAUAUCGUAUGCCGCGAAAUUGGCUACCAGAUGGGAGCCCAAGAAGUCCGUGGUAGCUCUUUUUAUGCUCCCCCUAAUCAGGACUUUAACUAUCUAAUCGACGAGGUCGAAUGCCAUGGCAAUGAAACCAAGCUGAAAGAUUGUGCCUUCAAAGGUUGGGGCGUGCACAACUGCGGAGUUGAUGAAGUUGCGGGAGUGGUCUGCAAGGUUCCCGUGAUGAAGUGUCCCAAUAACUACUGGCUAUGCCAAUCUUCCAAGGAUUGCAUUCCAACCUCCUUUGUGUGCGACAAUAUGAACGACUGUCCGGAUAAGUCGGACGAAAGCGCAGCCAUCUGUCAGGCUCCCCCUCAGUACCGUUUGGAGGGAGGACGCAAUGCCAACGAAGGACGCCUGGAAGUAAAGCACCAUGGCGUUUGGGGCAGUGUUUGCGAUGAUGACUUUAACCUGAAGGCUGCCCAAGUUGCCUGCAACUCCAUGGGUUUCUAUGGACCAGCGAAAAUAGAGAAAAACAUUUAUGGCAUUGGGAACGGGCCCGUUUGGCUAGAUCAGGUAAUGUGUUUCGGAAACGAGACCUCCAUUGAUCUGUGUAACCACUGGAACUGGGGUGAAAGUAACUGCAACCAUACCGAAGAUGUGGCGCUGCGUUGCACGGCUGGGCCACCACCUCGCAGUCAAAGAUUUUCCCAGAGCCAACUUAAAGGUGGUAGGACGGUUGCAGAGGAAGCCGCAGCCAGAAGCUAUUCUCAAAUAGGCCUGUGGGAGCGAUCUAGUAAGGCCCUGCAUACUCCCCGUCGCUGUGGAAUCUUUAAGGACGACCUGACCGAUGAGUAUGCCCAUCGAGAGGAGCGCGUGGUCAGGGGAAAUGUGGCUCAGCGAGGUCGUCAUCCCUGGCAGGCCACCUUGAGAAUCCGUGGACGUGGCGGUAUCUCCAGCCAUUGGUGUGGAGCAGUGGUGAUUUCCAAGCGCCAUCUCCUCACUGCCGCCCACUGUCUCUAUGGAACUUCUAAGGGAGCCUACUUUGUCCGCGUCGGAGAUCACUAUGCCAAUAUAGCCGAGUCCUCCGAGGUGGAUACGUUCAUUGAGAACUGGUACAUACACGAGGAGUUCCGCAAGGGAACCCACAUGAAUAAUGAUAUUGCAGUGGUAGUGCUAAAGACUCCUCUAAAGUUCAGUGACUACGUCCAGCCCAUUUGUCUGCCCGAUAAGAAGGCUGAGCUUGUCCAGGACCGCAAGUGCACCAUUUCCGGUUGGGGCUCUAUCAAAUCAGGAGUGUCCACCCCUGCUCAAGUUUUAGGAUCGGCUGAGCUUCCCAUUCUAGCGGAUAAUGUCUGCAAGCAAUCGAAUGUAUAUGGAUCGGCCAUGGCGGAAGGCAUGUUCUGUGCGGGCUCCAUGGAUGAGAGUGUGGAUGCUUGCGAAGGUGACUCAGGCGGUCCGCUCGUCUGCUCCGAUGACGAUGGCGAGACUUUGUACGGCCUUAUUUCGUGGGGUCAGCACUGCGGCUUUAAGAACAGGCCGGGUGUCUAUGUCCGUGUCAAUCACUAUAUCGAUUGGAUCUACGAGAAAAUUAAUGAGAGCUUGAAACGCUUUUAAGUGAACAUAUUUUCCAGCAUUUUAAUCCAGCUUGUUACAUGACUAUUGUUGUUUAAGAAUUUUGUAGUGAGUUUACAAAUAAAGCAAACUAUUUAGAAAAUA
Messenger RNA from Drosophila suzukii, 9231 nucleotides. It is a transcript of the gene teq, whose product is annotated as Tequila. Gene Ontology annotation, cellular component: extracellular region; membrane. Gene Ontology annotation, biological process: proteolysis. Gene Ontology annotation, molecular function: protein binding; serine-type endopeptidase activity; chitin binding. The record is from RefSeq and is a predicted model, not a curated record. Lineage: Eukaryota; Metazoa; Arthropoda; Insecta; Diptera; Drosophilidae.